AUGAGUGACAAAAUCGCGCAAACUUGGUUACCUAUGUAUGUUGGAACACGUGGAUAUCACGUUUUCAAUUUCUAUGGACACGUCGGCGCCGGCCCCAAAUGUCCGCAUGCUUACAAAUUGAACGAAAAGUUGUUGGGGGACCUCUUCGAAUAUGUCGCGACGCUCGGUGACACACCUAUUCUCCUACUCGGCGACUUUCAAAAGAACCCUGCUGACUCCCAUAUGCUGGGCUCGAUGUUGCAAACUGGCGCUUGGCACGAUCUCGGAAGCAUCUUCACCAACUCGGAAUGGACCUUCCAGAAGGACUCCGAAGGAAAGAUACGCACAAGAAUCGACCUUGCCAUCUGCAACUCUAUCAUGCUUCCUCAUGUUCGUGAUGUCCAAAUCCUUCGUGACACUGGCCUACCUGGUCACUGCCCUUUGCAACUCAAGCUGGACUUUCCACGUGAGCUUGAUCACAUGCAGGUCUAUCGGCUUGCCGCCCCAUUGCUCGGCCUACAACCUGCUCGUGAUGAACGACAGGGUGACAUCAUCGAAAACUCCAUCUGGAACAAACGGGACAUACCUUUUCUUUCUGCUCUCAAAAAUGGAGACAUCGAUUCCGCUUUCGAGAUCUGGUCCACUGCUGCGGAGGAUUAUUGUCUCAAACUUGCGGAGUCACAGGACAUCGCGGUACCUGAUGGCUUCGCCACCAAACACAAGGAUUUGCACAAGAUGAUGCUCGAAACUUGGGAGCCAAUCUUUAACAGAUACAGUGACCGUGACCCUCCACAGUACGAUGACUUCAAACAACAGUUUGGUGGUAUUCUCGACAACAACCUUCCUUUUUCGAAUACUGCGCCAUUUGACGCACCGCCCUUCAAUGAGGACAUUGUCUACGAGCACUUACACAAGCUCAAAAUUUCCGCCCCUGGUGCCGAUGCAUGGCAGGUUCACGAGCUCAAGUGCUUAGGCAAACGAAGUCUACACAACUUGGCGAAACUCUACAAUGCCAUUGAGCUCCACGGCAUCUGGCCUACCUGUCUACUUGAUGUUCCUGUAGCAACAAUCAAGAAGAAAACAGGCGAGUCAGCACGGGACAUACGUCCUAUUUCACUGGCUUCCCACAUAUACCGGCUUUGGGCUGGAGUCCGCUUCAAACAACUUCGUCCAUGGAUGGACUCCUGGAUUCCAGACUCGUUACGAGGCGGUGUGCACGGCCGAGAUACCACCGACAUUUACUAUCAUUUGGCGCUGGACAUUGAACACUCCCACUCCAGAAACACCUUGUUUGGCAUCUUAUUCGAUUUCCAGAAGUGUUUUGACAACAUACCAUGGAGCAUCGAGGAGGGCCUUCUUCGUGAUCUUGGACUGCCUCCACAGGUAAGCAAAUCAAUGUAUUACUUUGCUCGGCACACGAGACGACGAUUUAAACUGGGAUCAUCCGUGGGGCCCGUCAUGAAGAACACAAACUCCAUCAUGCAAGGAUGUCCGCUAGACAUCAUACGCAUCAACUGUCUCAUUGCAGCCUGGAGCGAUUGCAUCAGCAAAAACACAUCCUUGCCUACCUGCAAGCUGGGAGCUUUCGUUGAUGACAGGAGUAUCAGAUCCACAUCCGUCGGUGAACUUCAACAAGCCAUUGACGUCACGGAGCAAUUUGACGCCGCAAUGGACGCAAUUAUUGAACAUAGCAAAACAGUCGUUUUCGCCACCAGCACUGCCGGACGUCAACAAGUUGAACACCUGACGUAUCAACAAAAGGCCUUGCACUCAGCUACGGACGAGCGACUACUUGGAGGACACCUUUCUUUCACAAAGAGACGGGCCAGAAAGCUCGCGGAUCAUCGAGCCAACCAGUAUCUUCAAGUUGCAAGACGCGCAACUUUGUGUCCGCUGAACAUCGAAGCUCGAGAAAUCCUGCUUUCUACUGCCGGUGCCCCCAAAUAUCAUUACGGACUCGAGCUCGGUCCUUGCUCAGUGUCCCUCGAGAGAACUCUCAGAACCACCAUCGUGAAUGCACUCUGGCACAAACGGAGCUCCAGGUGCAUUGAUGUUGUAUUGAGCAUCUGUCACAGAGGACACAGAUUCGAUCCAGCUCAACUUCGUAUGAUCAAGCCUUUUCAAAUUGCUCGACGCCAGCUUCUUAAACAUCAAGAUCUUCGUCAACUCUGGCAGGACAUCUUUGCUUUUACGGCACGGAAACGAGCCAGCUUUCGAGACGGACGGACGAAUGCUGUUGGACCUUUAGCCAUUAUCCAACAAGCUGCAAACAGUAUGCAGUGGACCUGGGCACCGCCUUUCUGUUUCGAAGUUCCCAUUGGCCACAACAAGACCAUCACCUUCAACAUUUUGGACAACUCUGACGACUACUUCUUUCACAUUCUUCGACUUGGGGCUUCCCGUGCUCUUUGGGCGAGAGCCGCUACUACCAGAAAAGACAUGAAGGGCAUCCAGAUUGGCGUUGACAAAACCACCACCCUUCAACUUUACGGACGGAAAACCUAUGCGCAAUACAACAAAGGCAUUUUGCGCUCGAUCUUCGCUGGUGCCGUUUCCACGCAACACUCACUUUACAAGUCCAACCAGACCAAUCACCCCAGAUGCAAGUUUUGCUGGUGUGCGGAUGAGACAAUACACCAUGUAUUUUGGCAAUGUCCACAAUGGCAACAUCUUCGAGACGAACAUUUGCCUGGACAGCUCUUCCAGACAACCCUGCAACUCCCUAGUUGCACGAUGCGCACUGGCUUAUUCCUUCUUACAGAACAGCAGUCAUCACACAUUGUUCAACAGCACGAGGACCCGACUGUUUCCAGAAACUGGCCUACCCACCACUACGCUCAUGCGCCGAAGAUGCAAGAGAUGAUGGUAGAUAUCAUCAAAGCACGCAACAAUACCGAUGCUGCUGAUCCACCUGAUGAUUUUGAUCCGGACAUUUACAAAAAGACUCCCAAAACGAAGCGGGAGUCUGGACAUGAUUCCGAACAAGUUGCUCCGAAACAACCUCCUGCUGCGGCUCCUGACCACAGAAAUCCGAAAACCGAUGACGAUGGCCUGCUGCUUUCUACUUCACUACGUCCUGGUGGUUCCCGUUUUCAAUAUGUCCAGCUGAAGAAAAGCGUUUAUCGUGCUGUUAUCCCUCGUGGCUCCAAGCGACACUCCAUUGGUCCUUUUGAUACUGAAGAGGAGGCCGCACGAGCCGUCAAGGAUUUUUUGGAGCGAUGGGACUCUGGAGAAGCUCCCUUUACACGCGGUUCGAAACGCGAGGACAAGCACACCAAACAUUUACAAGAAGAGCUCAACAAGCUCAACAAGACUGCCAAAGCUGAAGGACGUCACCAAAUCCUUGACGUCAACACACCAGUAUGUACUUUCUGUGACAAAUCAGUGCAGCGAUAUCAUAUCUUGACUUUUGCCUCCAGACAAUGCAAUCACAUUUCUGAGAAAGCGGCUCCCCCUGCUUCACACGAGUACGGUGCUGCUGAUGCACGUCUUGCUGCCAUGAUCAAGCUUGAAAGGAUGCGUGCAACCUGCAAGGUGUGCUGUCCAAGCGCAUCACCGAUUAUCAGCAGUCAAUUCGCGACCAUCGUCUUGAACAACAUAAAGAGCGGAUAUGUUGACGACCGCAACAUGCGCAGUACUGAUCUGCCGCAAUUGCGUGCCGCGAUCCAUAUUUCGCAAAAGUUUAUCAAGCUUCUACGUCCCUUCAUUGUAGCCAGACGACAACUUCAGAAGCACAGCUAUCUGACACCCAUGUGGCAGCACAUUUGGCAUGUCACGCAGAGCGGUUCCAAUUGGGCAUGCCAGACACAUUUGCUGAACCUUACUGACUUUUUCGACGAUUACUUUCUGCACUUGCUGCGCUGGGGCACCAGCUCUCUGCUUUGGCGUCGCGCCUCUGCGGCACGUAAAGACAUGCGAGGAAUCCAGCAAGGCGUGGACAAGUCCACCACACUUCAAGUUCUUAAUUCCAAUCGACUGUUAUCUUAUGACCAGGGUAUCCUUCGAGCAAUUCUUGCGGGUGGUGUUACCACUCAGGUUUCCAAGUGUCACGCUGGUAAUGCUCCCCAUAAUGCCUGUCCUUUCUGUUGGUGCGCCUCAGAAACGGUGCAACACUUGUUUUGGGAGUGUACGCACUGGCAGUCAACGCGGCUCUCGUUUCUGACUCAGCAGCAGCUCGACCUUUGCAAGGACUUGCCUCCCUGCACUUUGCGCACUGGCAUUUUCCCGCUGACGAUUGAACAGGCUGAUGCCAUGGUUCAUCUUCACUCCUGCCGUAAUCUUCAUGCCAGACCGUCAGAUUUGCCACCUUCACCGUGUCCUUUUGCAGCGAGCAUCCAUAGCAUGAUGGUUGCCAUUGUCAAGGCGCGCAACGCCGCUGCUGAACUGCCUGCUCCGGACAAUUUUGUGGCCCUACGUGCCUUUCAUGAUGAUGAAGGCUUGCUCCUCAGUCAGAAGCGCACGCAUCGGUUUAAUACUGAUUUGGAUGCCAAGCUUGCGGCCUUGAACAAGACUUCUCAAAAGCAGGCUCGCCAUCAUGUGGCUUCCGCUGAGGAUCCUACUUGCAAAUGGUCCCUAACCCUGCAGAACGAUGUUGAGUUGCACAACAAGCAAGCGGAGCACCUCAAGACUCUCGAGAGUACCGUGCAGAACAACAUCAACAAUUUCCGCCAGGAGCAGGCUGCGAUGGCCGACGUGACUAUUCUCUGGUCCAUGGCGAUAUUUGCGCGUUUUUCCCAGUGCACCCAUACUUUCAUUCCCAUUGGAAUCGGCACUCGAGGACUUCAUGUAUUCAACAUUUACGGCUACGUUGGAGCGGGUCCCAAAAAUCCGCACGCAUUCAAACGUAACGAACAGCUUUUGGAUUCCAUCCUCCAGUGUGCUGCUUCCUUAGGUGACGUACCUAUUUUAAUUUGUGGUGACUUGCAAACUUCACCUUCUGAAUCUCCAGCGCUUGGCUCUAUGGUUCAGUCUGGUCGGCUGUUUGACCUUGGUCAUCUCUACACCGACAGCGCCUGGACUUAUCAGAAAGGCGACAACAUCCACAUUCGCACGCGUAUUGAUUUAAUGCUGGCCAACGAUGCUCUCUUGCCUCAUGUUGUCAACUUGGAGGUCUUGCGCGAUUCAGGUAUUCCUCAACAUUGCCCUUUACAUUUGUCUUUGGAUUUCCAACUUCAUGUGGACACCAAGAUGGUUUACAAAUUACCGGCACCUCUACUUGGUCUUCUCCCGUCUACGGACGAUGAGGUGGUACACAAAUUGGAACGUUCCGUAUGGGAUGCUGCUGAUACCAACUUCUGGUCGGCCAUUGAAAACCAAGACGUCAAUCUUGCAUGUGACAUUUGGUCUACAUCAUCUGAGCAGUUUUGUUUAAAGCUUGCCAUGCAACAAGGUUUGGAUUUUCGUCGCAAACACACUGGCAGGGGCAAAUUUCCGCGAGUUGCUCAGGUUUCUUUACAUGCCCCGCCUUCCACUCCAGAAGAUGGCGCCGCUUCAAUUCGGACCGCUUCCAUCUUGAAACUUCGGCGUCGAGUUGCGCAAGUACGUUGCAAGUUCAUCUCCAUGCCAUUACACGGUUCACCUGCCCAUGUGCAAUUGGUGUCGUUGUAUAACAACGUUAAAUCUUCCUGGCACCGGCUAUUUGGGAGUCACAUUCCACCACUUGAGGACCUUCAUUCUUCUAUUGAUGAUCUAUGCCAACAGCUUACCGUGGAAUACAAUCAUGUUCAGAAGGAGGUUGCGGAUCAUCGUAUUCACACUUUCAAGCAGCGUAUGAUACACGAUUGGAACAACACGCGCAAGGACUCCUACAAUUGGCUACGUAACAACAAUUGUUUCACUACACCAUGCUUUCAAACGGCUCCAAGCGAAUUUGCAACGAUACAUCGUCGAUUACAUGAGCUCAUGCUUGAAGCAUGGCGUCCCAUCUUCAAUCGAUACGAAGGACGUGCUCCACCGGAUUACACGCAAUUCCUCAACAUGUUCCCGGAUGCGCUGCCAAGUGACGCUUCCUUUGAUGCAUUGCGCCCUUUUCAGAUACCUGUUACUGAUGAGCACAUCAUAAAGUUCGUCAUCCAACAGCUCUCUCCUUGCGCUGGUGGUGUUGACGGUUGGCAGGUUCAUGAAAUGAAGGCUUUGGGCCCGCUUUGCAUACAACGUCUCGUGCAAUUAUACCGACUUGUUGAAUCCACGAACACUUGGCCAGAUAAUCUUUGCGAAAUACCUGUGGCGGCAUUGAAGAAAGAAGGAGGUUUUUCCCCUUUGGACAGGAGGCCAAUUUCUUUGUCCCCACUGCUUUACCGCGUUUGGGCCAAAGCAAAGUUUCAGCAACUUCAAUCAUGGCACGUUUCUUGGUUGCCUGAUGUGCUUCGUGGUGGUGCGCCACAACGCGAAGCCAUUGACUGCUACUAUCAAGUUGCUUUGGAAGCUGAGAUGGCGCAAAUUUCCAACCACACCUUGUUCGGUGUUUUUUACGACUACAAGAAAUGCUUCGACAAUAUUGCUUGGGAAAUUGAGUCGGGCUUGCUUCACGACCUUGGUAUGCCUGCAUCGGUUCAUGGACCCAUGCUUGCUUUUUCCAAGCAAAUUAUGCGACGAUUCAAAUUUGGCAAUUCAGUUGGCCCUGCUUUCCCCAACACGAAUUCUAUCAUGCAAGGAUGCCCGCUUGCCGUUUUACGCAUCAAUGCGGUGGUUGCUGCCUGGGUUCGCUCCCUUUCUUCCCACCCUUCCACUUCAUUGUGUGCACUUGGCGGUUACAUCGACGACAAGAACGUCCGCGCACAAUCAGUUGAGCAACUUCAGCAAGUUGUCGAUCUUACAAGUGCUUUUAACGACAAGAUAGAUGCCGUGGUCAACACUGACAAGACUGUCAUUUUUGCUACAUCUGCCAAAGGCAGAAAGCAGCUUCCGAAUGUCGUCUUGGGCGGACAACCUCUGCAUCAAAUUACAGAUGACAAGUUGGUGGGCGGCCACUUGUCUUUCACAAAGCGGAGGUCUCGUGCCAUUGCCAACAAACGAGCACGCAAGUAUCUCACCGUUGCCGAACGUUUGUUGGAGGUCGAAGGUACAGGUUAUGCCAUUACACUUGCAUCCGCCAGCGCAGAUCUCAUGACAAAGGCGGUCGAAGCCAUCUUCUUUGCAAGGCCAUUUACGACAUUUGCAAGUGUCUCGAUUGCGUGGAUGAAGGAAUCAGCCAAAGCUGUUCUCCAGGUGGGACGCUUGAUCCAUGUUCACUCUGCCGCCACUGGUGUCUUUCUUGCUGGCGCCUCUGAGUUUGAGUCUUUUCUUGGAAUCACUUCCAAUGCACCUUUAGCCAUGCUUGCUCCACAGACGCCCAAGAUCUCCGUUGCUGUUGAUGUCGAGAUCGGUCAGGUUGACGCUCUCAUGCAGCAGGAGAUCGACAAAAAUCCCCGGCUUGCUUUCAAACAGAUUGUUCAGGCGGCCAUUUCUGAGCAUGUUGUUCGUGAAACAUAUGCUGUCCACUCUCGCUUAUCCACGUUGCAUGGUCUUGUUAAGGUACCUGCUGCACAGCUUGCAAACGUCUUGAAGCGAAGUGGCCCAGAUGGUAUUUUUACCAAAGAGAAUGGCACGACCGCUACGGCUGUGGCCACUGGUCUGCGUGACUGGGGAUGGGUUACCAUUCCGGUCAAAAGUUGGCCCCUUGCUGCGUCUAACUGCGUUUGGCUUGUUGGCACUGCUGAUACAACCGUUACCAUCGUGAAAGAUGGUGCUCGGCCUCCCUCUGCACCUACUGUCGGUUCUGUUGAGGCUGAAGACCCUUUGCAGGUCAAUGAUCCUUGGGCUCGUUUCAAGCGCGAUCAGGUGGCUUCUGUCUCUCCUUCGUUUCAGCCACCUACGCCUAAAACCCCGCCUCCCGCCCCACCCAAAGUGCAAGCUGUUGUGGAAUCCCACAUUGUGGAUGCUGAGACUCGUCUCACUGCACAUGUUGAUGGUUUGAUGCAAACUCUUCGUCAAGAGGUCUCGCAGCAGAUUAAUGCAAUGCGUGCAGAGUGCAGUAAUACUACUGUUAGUGAGCGAAUCCAGUCCAUUCGUCAGGCUUUCGACCAGGAAUGUGAGAAGUCUCGUGCUGCACAGACUGUGGUUGAGCAACAACUUAAGGAAACUGCCGCGUAUGUUAAAAAGCUUGCAUCGGGUUUUGUUGAACAGGUGCAAGAACUGAAGCAACAGCAGAAAGGCAUGGAGGAGAGGUUGAUCGAGGCGACCUCUGCUUCGGCAAAAGCCAGCCCUGCCGGCAAAGCCCCUCGCUCCGUGUUUGCUGCCGUCUCUCUCGUGGCAUACCCGUUGCCAGGCGCAUCACUGGUAUGUGUUGCCUUUUCUCACUUUUGCGUCCUGUCGCAUCUGCUUCUCCUUCGCUGA
Molecule: messenger RNA, 8352 nt
Organism: Symbiodinium sp. CCMP2592
Lineage: Eukaryota; Dinophyceae; Suessiales; Symbiodiniaceae
Source: the annotation of a GenBank genome assembly